AUGGUCGAAUACGCAACCUACCCUAGCCUCCGCGACAAAGUUGUCCUCAUCACCGGGGCCUCCGAAGGCAUCGGGGCCGCAGCCGUUUCCCUCUUCUGUCGACAAGGAUCCAAAGUCACCUUCCUCGACUUCUGUGAACCAUCCGCCACCGCACUGAUCUCCAGAAUCCAAGAGGAAAUCCCCGACGCGCCCCACCGACCAACUUUCAUGCACUGCGACGUGACCGAUCUCCCCCGCCUCAAAGAAUGCGCCGAAUCCGUCCUCGCCAUGCACGGCACCGUCGACGUGCUGAUCAACAACGCCGGCGCUGUUGUUGCCGGAAGCCGGGGGCCGACCGCGCACAUCACGCCCGACUCGUUCGAUUACGAUAUUGCCGUCAACUUGCGACAUCAGGUUUUCUUAACGCAGUACGUUGUCCCUGCCAUGCAAGCUCAAAAGUCGGGAAGUAUCAUUAACCUCGGCUCGACGACGUGGCGGAUCCCCAAUGUGAGGGUGCCUGUUUACACGACGGCCAAAGCGGCGACCUUGGGAUUGACCAGGACGCAUAGUCGGGAGUUUGGGACCGAUGGGAUUAGGGUGAAUAGUGUGUUGCCCGGGGUGGUGGGCACGAAGAGGCAGGUGGAUGAGAUUAUUACCGAGGAGUUUAGGAGGAAUACGCUGCAGGCGCAGAGUUUGAAGCGGUUGAUUGUGCCUGAUGAGGUGGCGAGUUUGAUUUUAUUCUUGGCGGCGGAUGAUUCGAGUGCGAUUACGGGGAGUAACUAUGUUAUUGAUGGGGGUUGGGUUGGGGAUCCGUGA
Pseudomassariella vexata is the source of this 795-nucleotide messenger RNA. Its product is annotated as 3-oxoacyl-reductase. Lineage: Eukaryota; Fungi; Ascomycota; Sordariomycetes; Amphisphaeriales; Pseudomassariaceae. The transcript has a single exon. The record is from RefSeq and is a predicted model, not a curated record. Gene Ontology annotation, molecular function: oxidoreductase activity, acting on the CH-OH group of donors, NAD or NADP as acceptor. Bases 1 to 795 code for a protein of 264 amino acids.